Molecule: messenger RNA, 1990 nt
Organism: Cornus florida
Lineage: Eukaryota; Viridiplantae; Streptophyta; Magnoliopsida; Cornales; Cornaceae
Exons: 8
Coding region: 336-1757 (473 amino acids)
Cellular component (GO): plasma membrane
Source: RefSeq, a predicted model, not a curated record
CUCUCUCUCUCUCUAUUACAUAUAUUCCGCUGAUUCCGUGGUUGUUUCUCUCUCUUAAAUACUAAAUAUAUGUGCGUAUCAUCAACAAUCCGGACUGGGGUCUAAGAAUCCUAGAAUUGAUAAAUGACAACUGAUCAAUAUGGAAAAUUUUUGGUCCCAACAAGGGCUUCAUUUGCACUAAAAGUUACUUAGAAUCUCUUUGAAUCAACCCUAACCCAGUCACCAACUCCCUUAACUCCAGGUGUUUGUAUGUUGCUGUGAACUAUUUUGGGGGUAUACCAUUAACAACUACCAUAGGGCAUGUCUCUCCAUGUCGCCAGAGGUUUAGUGUAGCUAUGGAUUGUGUAAAGACCACUGCUCACUUUAAGGGUACUUUCUGCCAGCAGUUCUUAUUAUUCAUCAUCUGGUUAUCCAGUUUCCAAGAUGUAGUGGCACUGCAAACGCCACCUGAACCAAUACAUCUUUCUCCCACAUCUGAGCUAGCCAGCCCACCUAGUAGUGGACUUUUUCAACCCAUAGAAAUAUCACCUGCAGUCAUUCCACACUAUCCUUUCCCCGGGGAACCUUUGUCACCAAUGUACCCUUCCUUUCCAACCACGUAUGAUCCAGUAUUGACGGGAAGAUGCCCUGUAAAUUUCUCUGCUGUUUCAAGUAUUAUGGACAAAACAGCAUCGGAUUGUUCUCAACCUUUAGCUGCACUUGUAGGAAAUGUUAUAUGUUGCCCGCAGUUCAGUAGUUUGCUCCGCAUAUUCCAAGGAUACUAUAGCACUAAUUCAGAUAAAUUAGUUUUACAAAGUGCAGUGGCUAAGGAUUGUUUUAAAGACAUCAUAAGUAUAUUAGCCAGCAGAGGAUCAAACAGCUCAAUACCUACUAUCUGCUCUGUAAAGUCAUCAAAUCUUACUGGCGGGUCUUGUCCUGUGAAGGAUGUAAUUACCUUUGAGAAAACAGUGAACACAAGCAAAUUAUUGGAGGCUUGCAGCACUAUUGAUCCUCUAAAAGAGUGCUGCAGACCAAUUUGCCAGCCUGCUAUCAUGGAGGCUGCACUUCAGAUCUCAGUAACACAAUCGCCAAUCAACGAGAAUAAGUAUGCAUUUGGAGAACCUAAUCGUAUUGAUGCUCUUAACGAUUGUAAAGGAGUGGUGUAUUCAUGGCUCUCUAAGAAACUCUCGUUGGAUGCUGCCAAUACUGCAUUUCGAAUAUUAUCUGCCUGCAAAGUUAACAAAGUUUGUCCUUUGGAUUUUAAGCAGCCAUCAGAAGUAAUUAAAGCAUGUCGUAACGUAGCUGCUCCCAGUCCUUCGUGUUGUAGCUCAUUAAAUACUUACAUUGCUGGGCUACAGAAGCAAAUGUUAAUUACAAAUCGACAAGCUAUAAUAUGUGCAACAGUGUUUGGGUCCAUGCUACAGAAAGCUGGUGUCAUGACAAAUGUUUAUGAGCUUUGUGAUGUUGAUUUGAAAGAUUUUAGUCUCCAAGCAUAUGGACAGCAAGGGUGUUUACUUCGUAGCUUGCCUUCAGAUGUGAUAUUUGACAAUUCAACAGGCUUCAGCUUUACGUGUGACUUGAGCGACAAUAUUGCAGCUCCAUGGCCUUCAUCGUCCUCUUUUUCAUCCUUAUCUCUUUGUGCUCCUGAGAUGUCAUUGCCUGCACUACCAACAUCGGAGACUUUGGGACAUUCUGGUUGUCGUCGUGGUGGGUUGGAAUUCCUUGUACCAAUUUUUUCUUUUUUCGUUUUCAGUACAUUGUUGUACCGAGAGAUUUAGCUGAAUUGGCUGGUUUUAAAUGGGGAGCUUCUGGAAAUUUAAUAUGGCCAGAUUACAUGUAUAUUUCGAGUGUCCUUUCUCAUGUAUAGCAGCUGUUUUUUUUGGGGGUUAUUUAUUCUUGAUUUGUCAAGUUUUGGAUCCUGUCCUGAUGGACUUGCAUAUGUUCUACUACCAGAGAAGUGUGACUUGGGUCAUACCAGCAUUUUCAAGUUGGAGGUAACUUUUCAUGGUUG